This is a messenger RNA of Manihot esculenta (cassava), 711 nucleotides long. RefSeq names its product glycine-rich cell wall structural protein 1-like. The record is from RefSeq and is a predicted model, not a curated record. The transcript has a single exon. Bases 1 to 711 code for a protein of 236 amino acids. Lineage: Eukaryota; Viridiplantae; Streptophyta; Magnoliopsida; Malpighiales; Euphorbiaceae.
AUGCAUUUCAUGAAAAUGAUUCAACUAAAAGAUGUCGUUGUGGGCUUCUUGGUCUUACUAGGCUUAAGCUUUAGUUUUGCUCACAGGGUUCUACUGGACUCCACUUCUGAUCAACAUUCGCUGCAACAAGAUAAAGCUGUUGGUCUAAAAUGGGGAGAUGCCGCGGGAAAAGGUAUUGGCAUUAGUAGUAGUAAUACUGGCUCUGGCUCAAAUGGAGGCUCGGACAGUAGAAUUGGUAAUGGGGUUGGGUCUAGGAAAUCUAGUGGGGAUAGCUCAGGUGUAAGUGAUAGUGGUGGAGACAGAGAUGGAGGUAACGUCCAAGCAAUGCCACGUCCAAAUGGUGUUGGAGGUGGCUUAGGAGGCGGAAUAAUAUUUAGUCAUUUCCCAAGACUACCUAUUUACUAUAUUCCAGUAAGUAGUCUUCCUGGUGCUGGCGGUGGCAGCGGCGGUGGAGGAGGAGGCGGAGGCGGCGGGGGAAGAACGGGUGGUUACAAUGUCCCAGGGGCACUUAGUGCAGUUGGUGGAGGCGACGGUGACGGGGGUAGCACGGGUGGUUACAAUUUCCCAUGGCCAUUUAGUUCAGGUGGUUGGGGCGGCGGCGGCGGCGGCGGCGGCGGCUUUGCAUCCGGAAUUCCUCUACCCUACACGGAGACUUGUCCCCUAGAAUGUAUCACAAGUGGUUGGAGAGCGAGCAGGAGUCUUGCACCAUAA